Messenger RNA from Racocetra persica, 554 nucleotides. The record is from the annotation of a GenBank genome assembly. Lineage: Eukaryota; Fungi; Glomeromycota; Glomeromycetes; Diversisporales; Gigasporaceae.
AUUCUGACAAUUUCAUAAAUCAGUAUUCUACAAACGAACACUAUGAUUUUUAUGGUGAUUCUUAUGAAGAUCAUUAUAUUGAAUCUGAUAACUUAGAGAAUAAUGAACCAUCUUUAGAAGAACCAAUUCUUGACGUGGUUACUAGAUGGAAUUCCAUGUACGAUAUGUGUGAACGAGCAAUAGCACUAAAAGUUGCAUUAGAUUCAAUAGCUCUUGCUGAACGGACUCUUUUAUCCGAUAAUUAUUAUUCUGAUCGCAAUUUCGUAAAUAUCAGAUUAUUCAGGCUUUUAAAUUCCACCAAUUUGCAUUAUCAUAAAUUUUUGACCAGCUUCUCGUCUGAGAGCGCAAUGGAAAUAGCUAAAGUUACUGCUGAAAUUGAACUCGAGAAACUCAUCCUUGGCAUGGAUAAUAAACUUGAUAAAAUAAUGCUUAAAUUGAAUAUUAGAUCAGAUAAUCUCCAUUUACAAAAAAUCGAUGAAAAUGAUCUGACAAACCCCCCAGCGGGACCUCGUUGUUGCGGUUCUGUUAUUAGGAAGAAUCGAAUUUCAUCGUAG